Molecule: messenger RNA, 1414 nt
Organism: Papaver somniferum (opium poppy)
Lineage: Eukaryota; Viridiplantae; Streptophyta; Magnoliopsida; Ranunculales; Papaveraceae
Product: glutelin type-D 1-like
Exons: 4
Coding region: 75-1145 (356 amino acids)
Molecular function (GO): nutrient reservoir activity
Source: RefSeq, a predicted model, not a curated record
AGUAUUUUCUCUUCUUGAUUUUAUUCUUCGAAUAUUUUUCUUUUUUUGUGGUAUUUCAUUUUAAUCAGAGAAAAAUGGAUGUUGAUUUGACUCCCAAGGUGUCUAAAUCUGUAUAUGGAGGUGAUGGUGGAUCAUAUUUCUCAUGGUCGCCAUCUGAUCUUCCAAUGCUUAAAGAAGGUAACAUUGGAGCUUCAAAAAUUGCUCUUCAGAAGAAUGGUUUAGCAAUGCCUAGCUACUCGGACUCUGCCAAGGUCGCUUACGUACUUCAAGGAAAAGGUACUGCUGGAAUUUACCUUUAUGAAGCUGAGAAGGAAAAGGUUGUAUCAAUCAAAGAGGGUGAUGCGAUGGCUCUACCUUUUGGUGUUACUACAUGGUGGUUCAACCAAGAUGAUAACGAACUCGUGAUUCUUUUCAUGGGAAAUACCUGUACAGGUCACAAAGCUGGUGAAUUCACCGAAUUCGCUUUGACCGGUGCUAAUGGUCUCUUCACUGGAUUUACUACCGAGUUUGUUGCUCGAGCCUGGGAUUUGGAAGAAGACAAGGUUAAGGAGCUUGUCGAAAGUCAAAAAGGCACUGGAAUUAUUAAGUUGAAAGACGGGUUCAAAAUGCCUGAGCCUAAGGAGGAAGAUAGAAAAGGAAUGGUUAUGAACUGCUUAGAAGCACCCUUAGAUGUUGAUAUUAAAAAUGGUGGACGUGUUGUGCUUCUGAAUACCAAAAGUUUGCCUUUGGUUAAAGAUGUUGGGCUUGGUGCUGAUCUUGUCAGGAUUGAUGCCGGAUCAAUGUGCUCACCAGGAUUCUCUUGUGAUUCAGCUUAUCAAGUGACUUACAUUGUUCGGGGAAGUGGUCGUGCUCAGAUUGUUGGUAUUGAUGGUAAGCGCAAAAUGGAGAUUAGAGUCAAGGCAGGAAACUUAUUCAUCGUUCCAAGGUUUUUUGCUGUCUCAAAGAUUGCCGAUGGGGAGGGUAUGGAAUGGUUUUCCAUCAUCACUACUCCCAAUCCAAUUUUCUGCCACUUAGCCGGAAGGACAUCUGUGUGGAAAGCAUUAAGCUCUGAAGUUCUUCAGGCUUCUUUCAACGUGUCACCUGAAGCCGAACAACAUUUCCGAUCAAAGAGGCUUAAUGCUGAAAUCUUCUUCCCUGCACCCUAAGAGAAUUGACUAUCAUUGCGGAACAUGAAGAAAUCUUUUUCUGCUUAUCUUCCUUUUUCAUCGCAGUGUCGUUAAUAACUGAAAAAGGCUAAUAUCUUAUCUCAUCUUCAAUAUCAAGUUUUAAUAUCAGGUUGUCGUCAAUAUCAAGUUUUAGAUUUGAGAUAUUUUUGAGUUUUACCUCUAAUCCUCAUAAUAUUUGGAUUAAGAAUAUAGCUUAAUAAGUUUAUUCUGGAUUAUUUAGUAAUGACAAUGUUUUUUUUCCCGAUAAA